AAUAAGUUGCAUGGUGCAGAAAUUAUAUUUUGAAUUUUUACUAGUAUGUGGAAAACAGUGUUGGAAAAUCACAGUUCGAUAAGUGUUAAACUGCAAGGUAUUAAAAAAUACCAAACGCGUUAUAAUUUGAGCGCAUUCUCCGACGCAAGCAACCAAUGUUUUAAAUAAAACAAUAAAUGUAAUAAACAAAUGGAUAAUUCGUCGUCCACGAGCAAACGGCGCUCGUUAACACUAAGCAGUCGCCUGCUGCAGAAGCGACACAGUGCAUCGCCACAAAAUCGCGUUCGCGCCAGCGCAACACAGGAUGUGACAAAAGAUGUGGCAGACACACCACGUUCCCCAAACACACUCGAUAUCGCAGAAAAUGUGGAGUGCACGCCGCCGCACAAGAAGCUGCAUAGUCUGGACGACAGUCUGGAUUUCUCGCCACACGCCGCCAACCUAUCACCAAGUUGCCUCUUCUCGCAAACUCUUGUGACGGGCAGCCCCGAGGUGAGUUGGCGUUGGAACUGCGAUGGACGUGGCGACAAGGUCAACACCACCUCAGACAGUGGCUUCGAUUCGGAGGAGUUUGGACCGAAUGCGCCAGCAAGAAGAAAACAAGUGCGGGUGGAUGCCGCACUCGAGUAUCGACGCAAGCAGCUGGACAAUAAGCAGCGGCAGGCACAGCAGCUACGCGAUCAGGAGCUGCUACAGCAGCGUUACGACAAACUCCACAAGCACCUGGAGCAGCAGGAAUUUGAAGAGGCGUCACCUUCGCCGCCGAUUCCCGUUGAGGCAGCCUCAGUGACAGUAGCAGAUGAUCCCGCUUUGGCAGACUUUUUAAAUGACUCAGAUACGGAUUGCUUUCUCCUGGAGGCCACACAGCAGCUGGAAUCAAAUCUAGCGCCAAAACAAGCUGACACAACCCCAACGGGGCAUAAUGAUUCAGAUUGCUUUCUACUCGAAGCCACACAGCAACUGGAAUCGAAACUGGCGACCAAACAGGCGGCAACAACACCAACGAGUCAUCAUCGCAAGAGCCCCAGCAAAGAGAAGCGGGCAUCGUUCUACAUGAAGUUCCUAGAGGAUGAAAGUGAAUCGGAGGAUUGGUUUUCUGCCCUCGAUGAGGCUAUGAUUGAGGCUACGCAGCCCAAGAAGCCUCGCAUCUCGUUGCAGCGCUACAAAUCGAUGCCUAGUAACACAGCUGCCACAAAUGGAGGCAACACCAACAGCAGCAGCACUGAAAACGGCACAAACAACAAAUGUCCCAGUUCCAGCUUGCCUCCUGGUAAGGUGGAGACACCGGGCAUCAAACGUCAUGCGAGUUCUCACGCUUUAUCACCUGCCACAUCAUGCGUGCGUGGAAAUCUAUUUGGCAGGCGGAAAUAAUGCCAAAGACAAUGACAAUAACGAUGACGCUGACGUUGAGAUGUUCUCCUCUUGCUCUCUUCCAGAAUUUCACACAAGUUUCAUGCGGCUAGCUGAGCUUUGAAUGUAUACGAUAAUUAUUUUAGCAUAGCGACUUAAGUCUGCAAUUAAGCAUUAAUCGUAAUUUAAAGUUGGCUUCACGCCAAUUGCGCUAAUUGCAUUGUUUACAGCUUCUUUGCGAUGUCCAUAUGCUUUAAUAUUAGCUUCAACUAAACUGCGAGAGCGCUGAAAACUGACGUCAAUGCAUAAUUAAUUGAGAAAGUCUCGAAAGCGCAUUAAUAAUUGAUCAAAUCCGUUUUGAGAAAAUUCACAUUUUCGUUGCUGUUGAAAUGAAAGUUUAAAGUUCAAGUAUUAUUACAAACUGCUCAAAUUAUUUGUGAAAGUCGAUUUAGUAUUUGUUAAAUGUAUUUAGAAUUUAAGCAGCAUAUAAGAUAUGUUAGUUGUUAAGUUAAUCUUAAGUACUG
Drosophila nasuta is the source of this 1874-nucleotide messenger RNA. RefSeq lists its product as uncharacterized. Bases 190 to 1371 code for a protein of 393 amino acids. Lineage: Eukaryota; Metazoa; Arthropoda; Insecta; Diptera; Drosophilidae. The transcript is spliced from 3 exons. The record is from RefSeq and is a predicted model, not a curated record.